UGCGCGCCACCAUGUACGCGGGAGCCGGCCCCGUGCUCACGCCUCCAGCGCCACCGCCCCCCAUCCAAGGAUAUGCCUUCAAGCCGCCGCCCAGACCCGACUUCGGGACCUCGGGGAGAACAAUCAAACUGCAGGCCAACUUCUUCGAGAUGGACAUUCCUAAAAUCGACAUCUACCAUUAUGAAUUGGAUAUCAAGCCUGAGAAGUGCCCAAGGAGAGUCAACAGGGAGAUCGUGGAGCACAUGGUCCAGCACUUUAAGACCCAGAUCUUUGGGGAUCGGAAGCCAGUGUUCGACGGGAGGAAGAAUCUCUACACAGCCAUGCCUCUGCCCAUCGGAAGGGAUAAGGUGGAGCUGGAGGUGACGCUGCCAGGAGAGGGCAAGGACCGUAUCUUCAAGGUGUCCAUCAAGUGGGUGUCCUGCGUGAGCCUGCAGGCGCUGCACGAUGCACUUUCGGGGCGGCUGCCCAGCGUCCCCUUUGAGACCAUCCAGGCCCUGGACGUGGUCAUGAGGCAUUUGCCGUCCAUGAGGUACACGCCCGUGGGCCGCUCUUUCUUCACCGCCUCCGAAGGCUGCUCCAAUCCAUUGGGCGGCGGUCGGGAGGUCUGGUUCGGCUUCCACCAGUCGGUGCGGCCGUCCCUGUGGAAGAUGAUGCUCAACAUCGAUGUCUCUGCCACCGCAUUCUACAAGGCCCAGCCAGUCAUUGAGUUUGUAUGUGAAGUCUUGGAUUUCAAAAGUAUCGAAGAGCAACAGAAACCUCUGACAGAUUCCCAAAGGGUGAAGUUUACCAAAGAGAUCAAAGGUCUGAAGGUGGAGAUCACACACUGUGGGCAAAUGAAGAGGAAGUACCGGGUCUGCAAUGUGACCAGACGGCCUGCCAGCCACCAGACGUUUCCCCUGCAACAGGAGAGCGGACAGACGGUGGAGUGCACUGUGGCGCAGUACUUCAAGGACAGGCACAAACUGGUCCUGCGCUACCCCCACCUCCCGUGUCUGCAAGUGGGGCAGGAGCAGAAGCACACCUACCUCCCCCUAGAGGUGUGUAACAUCGUGGCCGGGCAGCGCUGCAUCAAGAAGCUGACGGACAAUCAGACCUCAACCAUGAUCCGGGCCACUGCCCGCUCAGCGCCCGACCGCCAGGAGGAAAUCAGCAAGCUGAUGCGCAGUGCCAGCUUCAACACAGACCCGUACGUGCGUGAGUUUGGAAUCAUGGUCAAGGAUGAGAUGACCGAUGUGACAGGCCGUGUCCUGCAGCCGCCGUCCAUCCUCUACGGGGGCCGGAACAAAGCGAUCGCCACCCCUGUACAGGGUGUCUGGGACAUGCGCAACAAGCAGUUCCACACGGGCAUCGAGAUCAAGGUGUGGGCCAUUGCCUGCUUCGCACCCCAGCGCCAGUGCACUGAGGUGCACCUGAAGUCCUUCACUGAACAGCUCAGGAAGAUUUCGAGGGACGCGGGGAUGCCCAUCCAGGGCCAGCCAUGCUUCUGCAAGUACGCGCAGGGUGCUGACAGCGUGGAGCCCAUGUUCCGGCACCUGAAGAAUACCUACGCUGGCCUGCAGCUUGUGGUGGUCAUCCUGCCUGGAAAGACACCUGUCUACGCCGAGGUCAAGCGUGUGGGGGACACGGUGCUGGGCAUGGCCACCCAGUGCGUGCAGAUGAAGAAUGUGCAAAGGACCACGCCGCAGACACUGUCCAACCUCUGCCUGAAAAUCAACGUCAAACUGGGUGGUGUCAACAACAUCCUGCUGCCCCAGGGCAGACCCCCGGUGUUCCAGCAGCCAGUCAUCUUCCUGGGGGCUGAUGUCACCCACCCACCCGCGGGUGAUGGGAAGAAGCCUUCCAUUGCUGCCGUCGUGGGCAGCAUGGAUGCCCACCCCAACCGCUAUUGUGCCACUGUGCGGGUACAACAGCACCGUCAGGAAAUCAUCCAGGACCUGGCGGCCAUGGUGCGAGAGCUGCUCAUCCAGUUCUACAAGUCCACACGCUUCAAACCCACCCGCAUCAUCUUCUAUCGAGAUGGCGUGUCCGAGGGCCAGUUCCAGCAGGUGCUGCACCAUGAGCUGCUGGCCAUCCGCGAGGCAUGCAUCAAGCUAGAGAAGGACUACCAGCCGGGUAUCACCUUCAUCGUGGUGCAGAAGAGACACCAUACACGGCUCUUCUGCACUGAUAAGAACGAGCGGGUUGGGAAAAGUGGCAACAUCCCUGCAGGCACCACUGUGGACACGAAGAUCACCCACCCCACUGAGUUUGACUUCUACCUGUGCAGCCACGCUGGCAUCCAGGGAACCAGUAGGCCUUCCCACUACCAUGUCCUCUGGGAUGACAAUCGCUUCUCUUCGGAUGAGCUCCAGAUCCUCACCUACCAGCUGUGUCACACCUACGUGCGCUGCACGCGCUCUGUGUCCAUCCCAGCACCCGCUUACUACGCUCACCUGGUGGCCUUCCGGGCCAGGUACCACCUGGUGGACAAAGAACACGACAGUGCUGAAGGAAGCCAUACCUCGGGGCAGAGCAACGGCCGAGACCAUCAGGCGCUGGCCAAGGCCGUGCAGGUCCACCAGGACACGCUGCGCACCAUGUACUUUGCUUGACUGUUGCCGUGUUUACGAUUGUGUACCAGUUGGAUUCACAUGAGACCAGCUACACUCAGACCAACAGAGGCCCAGCCCUUCCAUGCAGCCAGCAUGGAACGCGAGACGCCGUCGGCUUCCGUAGAUCGGCCAUUUCCAGAUUGCCUUCUGUCCCUGAAUUCAAACUUGGAUUUGGAACUGCAGCCUGCGUGAGACCCACUGCCGUAAGAAGUAUGGUUUGCCAAAAUCUCUAAGCUGCUUGCUACCAGAGUCCUCUGCUCCCGAACAUCUCCCAGAACCAGUCUCUGAACUCAGGGCUUUAAAACAUUUUUAAUUUAUUUGGUCAUGUGAUGUACUUGUUCUAACACACGACUCUGUGAAAGAGAUGGGCUCGAACUAGCUGUGCACGCUGAGAGGGAGCCGCUGGCUGCACACGUGGUUUUAAAGCCUUGAGCCUUCCGAUGUGUCACUGGAGUCAGUUGCCAGUGACCCGAGUGUGCUCCCGUCUGGGCUGGCUCCAGCUCCUCCGGCCCUGGCAGGGGCGCCUCUGCCACCGCCCCCCUCACUGGGCAAGGAUCGAGGAGCAGCACAGGGAUGGGUGGUGCGUGUUUACAUUUGUAGGGCCGGAGAGAUUGGCAGGCAAGUGCCAUUUUAGUAGAAAUUUAUGUAAAACAAAAGAGA
Molecule: messenger RNA, 3251 nt
Organism: Suncus etruscus (white-toothed pygmy shrew)
Lineage: Eukaryota; Metazoa; Chordata; Mammalia; Eulipotyphla; Soricidae
Gene: AGO2
Product: argonaute RISC catalytic component 2
Exons: 19
Coding region: 12-2591 (859 amino acids)
Biological process (GO): regulatory ncRNA-mediated gene silencing; regulation of DNA-templated transcription
Cellular component (GO): RISC complex
Molecular function (GO): endoribonuclease activity, cleaving siRNA-paired mRNA; RNA binding; protein binding
Source: RefSeq, a predicted model, not a curated record